ACAUGUGCACUCUGGAAUACUGAACACCAGUGAUACAAUCUCAAGAGAAAACCAUGAAAUUGAAGUCGAAAGGCUACAGUUGGAAAUUCAGCAGUGUAAGGAAAUGAUCACAACUCAGCAGCAGCUGUUACAGCACCAGCUAACUUCUCCAUCUGAUGAUGAUACCAGUCUGCUGCUAAAGGACUGUUACCUGCUGGAGGAAAAAGAGAGAUUGAAGGAGGAAUGGAAACUUUUCAAAGAACAAAAGAAGAAUUUUGAGAAAGAACGCAAAAGUUUUACAGAAGCUGCUAUUAGAUUAGGACUUGAGAGGAAGGCUUUUGAGGAAGACCGUGGAACUUGGCUGAAGCAACAGUUCUUAAAUAUGACUUCUCAGACUAAUAAGUUUGAACAUGUGAAACAUCAAAGUGCCUUCUCGGGAAGUUCUGACUCAGAUAACCCUUUGACAAACUUCAGGUCUCGCCAAAAGAACCCUAACGACUUGUUUAAUGUAUCUAAGUUCUCUGAUGCUUGUCUAACCACUCAGCAUGACCUUGCAAACAGUUCAGGUAAUCUUCUGAAUGAAGCACCUGCAGACAGAAAAUCAAGCCAGGUUAAAAAGGAGCAACUGCGAAAGAUACAGCCUGGUGGCCCUGGCCCUGUCACCCAGGAUGAUACUUACAGUUUACACAUGUGAUUACCGUCAAAUUCAUGCACAGAAUGGCUUGAUAACUUGCCUUAGAUUUUUGGACUAGCUCUCUUUGUAAAGCAGAUGUGCCCAUCAACUUUCUGACUUCAUUUGGUGAAACAGGGUGUGAUGAGUGGAAUUGCUCGGUGAUCGCAGUCGUGCUGUAUGUGUGUGUGACUUUUAAGGUUCUCUCUCCUUAGCCCCCAGUCUUUCUUGUCUUUACCUUUUUGAAAGGCUAUUAAAAUGUUUGGAUAUAUGUAUAGUCUUGUGAUAGAAGUUUUGGUUCUUUGACAUGGAAUGUACGGGGAACUUCUGGUAAUGAAAUACUGUAGCCUUUUGAAUUUUUUUACUUCAGGCAAAUUAGCACUUUUAACACUAAUUUUAUGGUGAACUGUUCACUUAAGUGAACAUGGGCAAAUUGAUAAUUUUUUCCUUCACUUGAAUGUAUAGUAAAUUGUAGAAGAUUAACAUGGCAGGUUUAGUAUUUAUUGUGUGAUUUGUGUGUUUGUGUUCAGAUUACCUCUUUCAUAUCUGUUAAAUGAAGGGCAAAUCUUAGAUUGUGUCUAGGUGAAAGAGAAACAAUUGUAACAAUGCCAUGAAAUGCACAAAUCCCAAAAAAUCAUAGUAUUUUACAUGCCAAAUGUAACUGUAUUUUUUAAUUGUGAAGCUAUGUUUACACAGGAACUUUUGUUCCUUAAAAGGAUCGUUCUAGUCAAUAAUAAAAUUAUCUUAAAAUGCACCUGCAAAAUAAAUGUAAUAAGUAUAUUCUGCAA
Messenger RNA from Sphaerodactylus townsendi, 1437 nucleotides. Its product is annotated as afadin- and alpha-actinin-binding protein-like. The transcript has 5 exons. The record is from RefSeq and is a predicted model, not a curated record. Lineage: Eukaryota; Metazoa; Chordata; Lepidosauria; Squamata; Sphaerodactylidae. The coding region runs from base 104 to 673 and encodes 189 amino acids.